Molecule: messenger RNA, 5288 nt
Organism: Frieseomelitta varia
Lineage: Eukaryota; Metazoa; Arthropoda; Insecta; Hymenoptera; Apidae
Product: glycogen debranching enzyme
Exons: 25
Coding region: 435-5234 (1599 amino acids)
Biological process (GO): glycogen biosynthetic process; glycogen catabolic process
Molecular function (GO): amylo-alpha-1,6-glucosidase activity; 4-alpha-glucanotransferase activity
Source: RefSeq, a predicted model, not a curated record
AAUCAACGUUUCGAAUUUCUACAACCUGUCGUCUGCUUCUUUCGUCCCUUUAACUUAAACCAUGUUCUCAUUUCGUGACCUUCAUAGUUGUCUUUAUAAAAUAGAGGUCAAAUUCGAACGUAGCAUAUUAUUCUUAAUAAAUAUUAACAUGUUAUAUAGUAAAUUACAUUAAAUUACUUUCAUAAAGAAAUUCGUUUAAAUCUGUUUUGCGUUUUAUCAGUCUGUGUUAUAUUGUUUCGUAUACAUUUGAUUUCCUUGCUAUUUUUAAAUGAAAGUAUAAUAUUUUAGUUUUUAAUACGCAGAACAAUCAGGUAAUACAAAUGUGAUAUUUGUUUAAAUAAAAGCAACAAUACAUAACAUUAAUGCUGUGAUAAUACAGAGCUAGUUGAGAAAGGUCUUUAAUAACAAUUUCAGCUAUAUGAUCUAUUUUGAGAAUGGGUUUUAUACUUGCAAUAGGCAAUUUUUUUUGUGAUGCAACAAGGAUAUUAAUAAGGAAACUUAGGACCAUUCUUCAACAUCUUUGCAAAUGCAGCUAUUUAAAAUGCCUUUGUUAUGCAGUGGUAGGGAAUAUGACAGAACACGUGUCAAUAACUGAAAGUCACGAAUGUGAACAAAUAAGAGUUUUAACUCUAAAUAAUGGAGAACAUCUUGAUGGUAUAUUAUAUAAAUUAAAAAAAGGAUGGAGAGUAGAAUUUCGUUUAGGUGCUUCUCUUCUUGGGAAGACACUUGAUCUUUUCAUAAAUUAUCCUUUAGGAGAAAAUAAAAAAUUUGAUAGACAUACAUAUUAUCCAUUAGAAUGGGUUAAUGAGACAGCUAAUAUAUGUUUAUUUCUGGCUGGUUCAUUUCACUAUUAUCUUAUAGAUCCUAAUUCUGAAUGUAUGAAACCUAUUGCUUCUGGGUACCUAUUGGUGGAUCCAGAACUUAAAAUAGGAGAACAUGGUGAUGAUUUACCAUUGGAUUGUAUUCAAUGUCAAACUGUUCUUGCAAAAUGUUUAGGACCAUUUUCUACCUGGGAAGAUAAAUUAUUAGUGGCUAAAAACUCUGGAUAUAAUGUGAUUCAUUUUACUCCAAUUCAAGAAUUAGGAUUUUCUAAAUCAUCAUAUAGUCUUAGUGACCAAUUAAAAUUAAAUCCUUCUUUUAAUGAUGGUGAUAAAUUAAUAACAUAUGAUGAUGUUGAAGGACUGAUAAAUAAAAUACGCAAUGAAUGGAAUAUGCUAAUCAUAUGCGAUAUUGUUUUGAAUCAUACAGCAAAUGAAAGUUCUUUUUUGAUAUCUCAUCCAGAAUGUACAUACAAUUGUUUGAAUAGUCCUCAUUUACGUCCUGCAUAUAUUUUGGAUGCUGCAUUGUUUGAAUUGACAGUACAAGUCGCAGCUGGAGAAUGGGAGUUUAAAGGUAUUCCUCCAAUAGUUGAAACUGAAGAACACUUAAAUUCAAUUCGUCAUGCAUUACAUACAUAUUUUUUACCGCUUGUAAAAAUACAUGAAUUGUAUGUAUUGGAUAUUAAUGAAACCAUUGCUGAAUUUUUGAAUUUGGCACGAAAUCAAAUGCCUCAAGAUAACAUUGAACCAAUAUCGGACGAUAUCAAAAUAAUAAAAGAUCCGAAAUUUCAUAGAUUGAAAGCAACUAUAAAUAUGCAACUUGCUUUGCAGAAAUAUAAUAUAUAUAGAGCCGAUUGUUUUGACGAAGAUACUCGUUUAAAACGUUGUGCUGAAGACUUAAGAAAAAAAUUACAGGAACUUAAUAAUGUAAUCAUUAACGAAGUACAAAAUCAUCUGAAUGCUGCAGUUGAGAAUUCCAUUGCCGGUAUACGAUAUUUUAGAGUACAAGCUGAUGGACCUAAACUUAAAGAAAUAAGUGAAAGAAAUCCACUUGUUCCUAGGUAUUUUACUGAUUACGGAGCAUCUCAAACAUUAACUGAAAGAGAAGCUACAAUGUAUUCAGACACAAGCUGCUACCUUAUGGCUCAUAACGGAUGGGUAAUGAAUGGAGAUCCUCUAAAAAAUUUUGCUGAUCCUGAUUCUAAUGUUUACAUCAGAAGAGAACUGAUUGCUUGGGGUGAUAGUGUAAAAUUAAGGUAUGGAAAUAAACCAGAAGAUUGUCCUUUUUUAUGGCAGCAUAUUACUACUUAUGUUGAACAAACGGCUAAAAUUUUUGAUGGUAUUCGCUUAGACAAUUGUCAUUCAACCCCUAUUCCAGUUGCAGAGUACAUGCUUGAUGUUGCACGUCGAGUCCGUCCAGAUUUGUACGUUGUUGCCGAAUUAUUUACAAAUUCCGAUCAAAAAGAUAACAUAUUUGUCAAUCGACUUGGUAUCACAUCUUUGAUUCGAGAAGCUAUGUCUGCAUGGGAUAGUCAUGAAGAAGGUCGAUUAGUAUACCGAUAUGGAGGCGAACCAGUCGGUGCAUUUUUGCAACCACGUAAACGGCCUUUAGUACCGAGCAUAGCACAUGCAUUGUUCCUAGAUUUAACUCAUGAUAAUCCUAGUCCUGUAGAAAAGCGUAGCGUGUUCGAUUUACUUCCAAGUGCUGCUCUUGUAUCAAUGGCUGCAUGUGCUAGCGGCAGCAAUCAUGGAUACGAUGAAUUAGUUCCUCAUCAUAUACAUGUUGUAGAUGAAACAAGACAAUAUUCAUCCUGGACAGAUGAUGAAUCGUUGGUGGAUGGAAUUAAAUUUGUAGGUUUAAAAACUGGUAUAAUAGCGGCGAAGAAAGCAUUAAAUGAUUUGCAUUAUACUCUCGGGCAAGAGAAGUUUUCCCAAGUAUUUGUUGACCAAAUGGACAGUGAUAUAGUAGCUGUAACAAGACAUUCUCCAACAACUCACGAUAGUGUAAUUUUAGUUGCUUUUACAGCAUUCAAACAUCCCGAUCCUAAUGCAAAUGAUUUGAGAAGACAUGUGAAACCAUUGCGAGUGGAAGGUGUAAUAGAAGAAAUUAUUUUUGAGGCAUCUUUAUCUCAUAUAGAAACUAAGAACGGUACAUCACGCUUCCACUAUCCUGAAAAAUAUGUACAAGAUGAAAAUUACAUAAAUGGUCUCUCAGAAUAUGUUGUAAACCUUAAAGAACAUAUACAAAUUUGUGAUUCAGAAAUCUUUGAAAAAGUUGAUUCUGGCGACCCUAAAAUAACUCAGCUUAAUUUUGUAAACUUUCAGCCUGGUUCUAUUGUUGCUAUUCGUGUAUCCCUUCAUGCUAAUACAAAACCUGCUCUUGCAAAACUUCAUAAUAUUAUUUCAAUAAUAACAUCGCAGAAAAGUUCUGACAUACGUGUUAUUGCCUCUCGUAUGGAUUUAGUAGAUUUAAAUAAGGUUUUAUAUCGAUGCGAUCAAGAAGAACGUGAUGAAACUUCAAAUAGAUUUGGUGUAUAUGACAUUCCUGGAUAUGGGCCGCUUGUUUAUGCAGGAUUACAAGGUAUAAUUUCGUUGUUGGCGGAUAUUCGUCCUAACAAUGAUUUGGGUCAUCCAAUGUGCAUUAAUCUCAGACAGGGUAAUUGGCUAAUAGAUUAUACUUGGCAACGACUAAAAGAAGAUGAUGGAACUAAAACUCUUGGAGAAUGGCUUGAAGAAGUUACUGAACCAUUUAAAUUAAUACCACGCUAUCUCGUUCCUAGUUAUUUCGAUGUUAUAAUCGUAAACGUUUAUAUGAUACUUCUUGAACAAUGCUAUAAUCUAAUGUCAAGUUUUGUGAAAGAUGGUUCCACUUUCGUAAAAAUUCUAUCUCUGGUUUCAAUUCAAAUGGGAGGUAUAGUAAAAUCAGCUCCAUUACCGGAUUUGUCUCCAAAUGUAGAUCCUCCUAAACCAAAGAUUAAACAAUAUAAUGGCGAAAGUGAACAAAUAUGUAUGACGUUGUCUGCUGGUUUACCACAUUUUACCACAGGAUAUAUGAGAAAUUGGGGAAGAGAUACGUUCAUUGCUUUAAGAGGAUUAUUAAUAUUAACAGGAAGACAUGCAGAAGCACGAUUUAUUAUUCUCGGUUAUGCUGGAACUUUGCGACAUGGUCUUAUACCAAAUUUACUUGAUAAAGGAAAAAAUGCUAGAUAUAACUGUCGAGAUGCUUUGUGGUGGUGGUUGUAUACAAUUCAAUGUUACAUACAAGAAAUACCAAAUGGUUUAAAAAUUUUAACAGACAAAGUUUCGAGACUAUUUCCAACUGAUGAUUCUCCCGCAUUACCUGCAGGACAAGUAGAUCAGCCGUUGCACGAUGUUAUUCAAGAAACUCUUAUGGUACAUUUCCAAGGACUUUGUUUUAGAGAAAGAAAUGCUGGAAAACAAAUUGAUGAACAUAUGACAGAUCGUGGUUUUAAUAACCAAAUUGGAGUACACCCAGAAACAGGAUUCAUAUUUGGUGGAAAUGACGCAAAUUGUGGCACUUGGAUGGAUAAAAUGGGUUCUUCUGAAAAAGCUGGUAACAAAGGAAAACCAGCUACUCCAAGGGAUGGUUCAGCUGUAGAGAUAGUGGGACUAAGCAAGAGUAUUCUCAGCUUUUUGGCUGAAUUAUAUAAGCAAAAUCUUUUUCCUUAUGGCAGUGUGCAAAGAAAAAAUCGUGAUGGCUCUGUUAUAACAUGGAGCUAUAAACAAUGGGCAGAUAAAAUUUCAUUGAAUUUUGAAAAAUAUUUUUACGUCAACGAAGUAUCAUCAGAAGGAGAAUUAAAACCAGAGCUUAUUCACCGCCGUGGAAUUUUCAAAGAUAGUCAUGGAGCAACACAAGCAUGGGCUGAUUAUCAAUUACGACCUAAUUUCCCAAUCGCAAUGGUUGUCGCUCCAGAGUUAUUUAAUCCGGAACAUGCGUGGACAGCAUUAAAAAAGACAGAAGAAAUUUUAUUAGGACCACUUGGAAUGAAAACAUUAGAUCCUGCUGAUUGGGCAUAUAAUGGAUAUUACGAUAAUUCUAAUGAUAGUGGAGAUACUAAAUUAGCACAUGGUUGGAAUUAUCAUCAGGGGCCUGAAUGGGUUUGGCCCAUUGGUUAUUUCCUUCGCGCUCGACUAUAUUUCGCUCCAUUAGUUGGAGGAAAGGAAGAAUUACGUCGCACGGUCGAAUCAACUGAAUCUAUCAUUUCUCGACAUUUCAUAGAAGUAUCUACAAAUCACUGGAGAGGUCUUCCUGAACUUACCAACAAAGACGGAGAAUAUUGCAAAGAUAGUUGCAGAACACAAGCUUGGAGUGCUGCUUCUAUAUUAGAAGUUCUUUACGACUUGGAUAAAAUUAAACGGGAAUUACGAUCUGAGGAGAAUGAAAGAACGAAUUGAUAUAAUUUUGCGUGUGUUCACCACCGCCAAUUACACUUAGAACAUUUGCGACUA